Messenger RNA from Lucilia cuprina (Australian sheep blowfly), 1775 nucleotides. RefSeq names its product cilia- and flagella-associated protein 45. NCBI's taxonomy places the organism in Eukaryota, Metazoa, Arthropoda, Insecta, Diptera, Calliphoridae. The coding region runs from base 186 to 1688 and encodes 500 amino acids. The record is from RefSeq and is a predicted model, not a curated record. The transcript has a single exon.
UUGUUUCGUUAAUUGGAAAAUACAUAUUUUUGUUAACCGGAUUACAAAAAAAAAAGAACUAAAAAGCCCAAAGAGUCAGAAGAAGUUCAUUACAUUUAUUUUUAUAUUGUGAUAAGUUUAUUUUUAUCUGGCCACCAGAUUAAGCAGCAAGCAAGUACAUCAAAAUCAUCUGGCCAAAUUCCAACAUGAAUGAGUUGCAACAAUUAACGGACCAUCAUGCCUUCAUUGUACGUACUGAUCGCAAAUCGUUGUACACACAAAUCAAAAAUCUAGUACAUCAAGCCCAAGAAGUGGCCAGCAAGGAACUUAAUCAAAGACGAAAUACCUUAAAGCUUUUGCUAGAGUAUGAGGAUAAGAUAUACGAAGAAGAAUUUGCCAACAAAGUCAAGUCACGCAUUGACGAGGACAUCAGGGAGCGCAAAGAUAUACUACUGAAGAUAAAGGAGGAGAGUACAAAGAAUGAGUUGGAAUUCUUGAAAUCGAAACGCAUACAACAAUACAUGAACAGUUGUUAUGAAAUACGCGAAGCUUUGAGGCGCAAAGAAACGCAAAAUAUUAAAGAAUGCCAACUGGAACAGAUGCUGGAGAAGGAGAGGUCGGUGAAGAGGGAACAAGAUUUAGAGAAAUAUUGGUUAGAGGUGCAAAACAUAAAUCUUCGCUUAAUGGAUGAACAUCAACAGCAAGAGAAUUGUUUGAAAAAAGCUUUAGUCAAACAUGUGUCGGAUACACGAAAAGUACAAUUAGAAGAAUUGCAGGAGAAGCGUGAGAAAGAACUUGAGGAAAAAUUAGAAGACAAAAAGAAAUUAGAUGCUCUGUUGGAAGAAAUACGCUUAGAAGAAUUCGAUCAAAAGCUACAGGGAAAACCGGCCCAAGUAGCUGAGUAUCGCAAUGAACUAUUAAAAAUGAUAAAUGAGAAACAAGAGGCGGAGAAAAAAGAACAGCGCGAACUAGCUGAUAUGCACCGAAAAAUGAUGGCAGAAAUAGCACGAUUAGAAGCUGAAGAAAACGCUGCAGCUAAAGAGAAAAAGAAAGCUUUUCACAAAGCCACAAUAGAUUUUAUACGAUUUGUUAAAGGCAUGCGCGAAUUGGAUGAACGGCAUGAACAAGUGUAUAAUGAACGCACCGAUGAUCUACGAAGAAUAGACAUGUGUACGAAAAACAAUAUAUUAAAAGAACGUCAGCGUAAAGCGCGUAUAGCCGAAAAGUGUUAUGCCGAGUUGAGACAGCAAAUUUGUGAACAAUACGAAAACCGCUUACGAGAAGAAGCUGAACAUCGUGAGUGUAAAAUGUUAGAAAAUCGUUUCAUACACCGAGAAAUAACCCACAAAGAAAUUUUGGAAAGAAAACGAAAAAAUCGCUUAGAACUUGAGCAGCAAAUGGAAGAAUUAAAAAAAUUACGAGAAAAAGAACAAGAGGACUUUUCUAAUGAACUUAAACGAGCUAGUAAUGAUCCAGAAUAUUGCGCGCAAUUAGCUAAAGAGUAUAUCAAAGAGGGUAUUGAUUAUUUAGAACCCCAUGCUAAUUGGCGUAUUAUAGCUUGUUCCUCUAAAGACUAUGUGACCAAAGCACCUGCACGUAGUUUACAAGAGUUAUUGAGUCAAGGAGCAAUACCAAAAAAGUGUAUUGAACCAUGUGGUUGCAUUCGAAAUAUUAAUACUACUGAUGGCAGAGGUGAUGAAAAUCGUUGAUUCUUGUUGUAUGUUGUAAUAUUGUAAAAUUAUAUUGUUAUUUACUUAAAAGAAUACAUUUAAAUACCAUUUUGGAUACACAUUUAA